Nannospalax galili (Upper Galilee mountains blind mole rat) is the source of this 1869-nucleotide messenger RNA. It is a transcript of the gene Enthd1, whose product is annotated as ENTH domain containing 1. Gene Ontology annotation, molecular function: clathrin binding; phospholipid binding. The record is from RefSeq and is a predicted model, not a curated record. Gene Ontology annotation, cellular component: clathrin vesicle coat; endosome; plasma membrane. Gene Ontology annotation, biological process: endocytosis. Lineage: Eukaryota; Metazoa; Chordata; Mammalia; Rodentia; Spalacidae.
AUGGCAUUCAGAAGGCAAGUGAAAAACUUUGUGAAAAAUUACUCCGAUGCUGAAAUAAAAGUCAGGGAAGCAACAUCUAAUGACCCUUGGGGUCCCUCUAGCUCUCUGAUGUUAGCAAUCAGCGACUUGACUUUCAACAGGAUCUCUCUCUCAGAGAUUAUGCACAUGCUAUGGCAGAGACUUAGUGACCAUGGGAGGAAUUGGCGCCACAUGUACAAAUCCCUUAUCCUAAUGGAUUAUCUCAUCAAGAAUGGAUCAAAGAAAGUUAUUCAGUGCUGCAGAGAGGGCUUCUGUAACCUUCGGAUGCUGAAAGAUUUUCAACACAUAGAUGAAGCUGGAAAAGACCAAGAUCGUUAUAUCAGGGGGAAGUCAAAGCAAGUGAUAACGCUAAUGUACGAGCAGAUGCCCUACAGAGAGAGGGAAGUGGCGAGCUGGACCAGGCAGUGUACCUCCUACUCCAUGACGCUUCCCAGUAGGUUUCCUGGAGCAGAGAACUCACCCACAGCGUGUGCUUCAGCCCUCAUAGUGGAAAGCCCAGCUUCAGCAGAGAAGAAACAGUUGCUCCUGAAGACCACAAGUCUUUGUAAUAAAAAAAACGCUUCCAAGGCAAGACUACAACAAGAGCUUUGCCAAGACGUUCCCUUGCCUGCCGGAACUGUGCCACCCAAGGACUCUCCGCAGCUCAGGACCAAGAUGUGGAAAUCCACAGAGGACCUGACGCUAUUGCAUGAUGAAUAUCCAAAGCAACUUUCAUUUCCGAUCCCUCCUUCCAUCACCUCUCCAGCUUCAUGGUUGUCAGAAGAGGGGGCAGAAGUCUGUAACCUCUGGGAUGCAGAUGCUGUGUCUAUGCCCUCAGAAAAAAGCCCAUUGAUGCAGACAAAUAUGAAUUUAGACAAGAGACUGAAGGAAGCCAUCACAAACAUUACCACAGAAACCCCCUUGCAAAUCCUGCAGGAAAAGCAGGCAGCUGCAAAAAAUGUUGAAACACUGACACCACUACCAACAUUUUGGCCAAGGGAUAAAGAGGAGUUGAUCAGCCUCAGUUUAAGGACAUCAAAGUCAGAGUCCACUUCCCAUGGCCAGUCCUCUGUAGAGACUCUCUAUACCUCACUCUUCAAAGCAUUUAGCCCAGUGACACAGACCUCCACCUGUAAGGACCUCCUGACAGGCGCACAGCCCAGCAUUGGCCCGGUGGAUGAUGGGAGCCUCAAGCCCUUAGCCAUGCGAAGUGAGUGCACCCCAAAACGAGCCAAGCAAGCAGUUUCCACCACCUCCGAGGGCAUAUCUUCCGUUUCCACCUUGUCUGUGUCAUCUCCUGAUUCGGCCCAUCCAGAGAAGUCGGUCCAUACUUGCCCCCCAGGUUUGACCAGCCCCUCUUUCUGGACUCUGCCCCAUCUGCAGUCAUCUUCCGCCUCCUUCAAAUACAGAGAUAAGGCAGGCAGGAUCCUCCACCCCUUCCUUCCCAGGGGCACAGCAUCUUCAGAUGACAAGGACUACAAAUACCUCAAUCUGCCAGGGAACCUUCCAGAUAACUCCGAUUCUGCCACCAAGAAGCCAGCUCCCGGUGCCAGCAGGAGCCAGGCAGCGUUUUCCACCCAGACCGUGGACCGCUUCCCGUUGCUGUCACGUGCUAGCUCAGACGACCAGAGGCUCGCCCGGGAACCCGAGUCCAGCAGAUCCAUCUGAGUUCUCCUAGGCGAGGUGAAGAGCGCUGUGGUUCGACUCCACGAGGACCUGAGCCUGGUGAUCCGGGGGCUCAGCGUCAUCAACAGCCACCUGGGCAGCCUAGGUGGCAGCAGCCCGGCAGCCAGCCAGUCUCCCGAGGGCGGCUCAGAGAGAAUCUAGUCGCCUCCCAGCCGGCUUGGUAGA